Durio zibethinus is the source of this 1364-nucleotide messenger RNA. The record is from RefSeq and is a predicted model, not a curated record. NCBI's taxonomy places the organism in Eukaryota, Viridiplantae, Streptophyta, Magnoliopsida, Malvales, Malvaceae.
UUUGCUUGAGUGGUUUUUGUUUUUUGGGGUUCUCUUUGCAGGAAAAGGUUAAUGGAGUUAGCUUUGAGCUUGGGUGAUCCCUCAAAGCCUUUUUCGUUUCUUGACAAAACCCCAAAGUUAUCAAACAAGGAUCUAGGGUUUUGCAUGGGGCUUGGAAAUGGCUUCAUAUCACAAGAGAAAGGGGAUGCUUUUGAAGGUGAAAGUAGAGGAGAAGCUGCUAAAGAUGCAGAUGACAAAAGGGUUUCUUCAGAUCCACCUCUUCAGCUUGAUCUACUUCCUUUCUCUCCUGUUCCUCGUGCCCAACCUUCUUCUCAGCUUAGCUUUCUUUGUCUCACUGAUAAUCAAACGGGUUCAUCAGAAGCACCGGGCAGAGGGCUAGACGUGAACCGGUUACCGCUGGUGGCAGCGGCCGAUGAAGCGGAAGAAGGGGCGGCGCUGUCAUCUCCCAACAGCGCCGUGUCUUCUUUUCAGAUGGAUUUUGGGCUUAGACACGGAAACAACGGAGGCAAGAGAGAAGUGGAAGUUGAAGCUGAAAGAGCUAGUUCAAGAGUCAGUGAUGAUGAUGAGAACGGUUCAACUCGGAAGAAACUCAGGCUCUCUAAAGAACAAUCUGCUUUUCUUGAAGAAAGUUUCAAAGAACACAACACUCUCAAUCCUAAGCAAAAACUUGCCUUGGCCAAGCACUUAAAUCUUCGUCCUCGCCAAGUCGAAGUAUGGUUUCAGAAUAGAAGAGCAAGGACAAAAUUGAAGCAGACGGAGGUAGAUUGUGAGUAUUUAAAGAGAUGCUGCGAGACACUGACAGAAGAAAAUAGGAGGUUACAGAAAGAACUGCAAGAAUUAAGAGCCUUGAAAACUUCUCAACCAUUUUAUAUGCAGCUACCUGCCACUACCCUCACCAUGUGUCCUUCAUGUGAGCGUGUGGCCACCACUUCCACCACCGCUGCUGCUGCCACUACCAACGUCCCUACGGCCAGCGCCACCGUUGGCAGCAAUUCGGAUGCCAAAACUGGGGUCUUGCCACUGACCAAGACUAGAGGGUACCCUUUUUCUCUGCAAACACGUGACCCUGCCCCAAGCCCACCAGCCUAGUUCAUGAAAUCAUUGGAUGUGACCAGUCAAAAGAUUUGACCACCUUUUUUUUCAAUUUUUGUAAAUAUUUUUGGCUUGGAGGAAUUUCUUUUAUUUCCUUUCUUGAAUUUUUUAAUUUGUCUCUAGCAGUUUUCUUGUUGCUGAGAAGAAAGAAAAAAAAAAAAAAGUUGUUUUGAAUGGACCGGAAAUGGAAGAAAUUUUGAUAGAAAGCUGCCUGUUUUGUCUGACGAGGAAAAAAAAUAAUUAAUUAAUUAAUAUAGUUAUUCGUAAUGUAA